Messenger RNA from Aspergillus pseudotamarii, 905 nucleotides. RefSeq lists its product as uncharacterized. The record is from RefSeq and is a predicted model, not a curated record. The transcript has a single exon. Lineage: Eukaryota; Fungi; Ascomycota; Eurotiomycetes; Eurotiales; Aspergillaceae. The coding region runs from base 113 to 712 and encodes 199 amino acids.
AUUGCAAGGGGACUGGCGUGUGGAGCUCGUCGUGUUUUUGUGAGUUUAUUCCAUCUGUCUUCCACCAUCACGACGCUUGGGAAAGGACCUCUUGUAAACUGACGCACGCCUGAUGCAAUUUUCUACCAGUGCCUUGUUUAUUGCAGAUUCAUCACGCUGUGAGCCUUCCACACACGCAUGGGAGCUGUCAGAGCACUUCACCCCGACUGCCCUUCACCCAACCCUACAAUUAACGGUUGACCGGCACCGAUCACAGGUGGUAGAGAGCCUCCAGAUAUAUCCAGCUGUAUAUGAGGCGACCAUCCUGCUUUACAAUUCUUUUCACCAGGCUCCCGAGCCUGAGCUACUCGCGGAACCUUCGGGCGUGUUUAGGCAUCGGUUGAAGUGCCUGGUGUUCCUCGGUGUCAUUUUCCAGGAAUCAAUUUACUCCUCCAUAUCAGCAUUCGGCGGGGGUGUCAGCCUAGACCAUUCUUUCACCAACCAGUUAGCCGCGUUAGAUGAGUCACUAUCAAAGCACCACCAUCGGUGGGAAGGCAAAGUUGAUAUGCUCUAUGCGAUUCUCUUCGGUGACUUUUGUGAUGUGAAUCACCGGCGUGAAACUCCGGAGAUUGACUUUGUUAUACGGCUCUCUGAUGGACUGGGCCAGCUCAGUCAGCAUGCCCGCAAGGCUAUAGGGCAAUGCCUCCUGAACAUGCUCUUGGAAGAGAAAUGAGUCGUGAUACUACUGAUACAGAAGCGCCACUGGGUCGUAUCUUACGUCAGCGACUCUUCUAUCCCCCUAAUGGCAAGUUUGUAUAGGAUUUUAAAGUUAUUACAUAUUACUCAGAGCGAGCAGCUUUACCGCCACCUUGCUGUCUAUCAUAUAGGAAAGCUGUAGAGGUGGAGGCCAACAUGACAGUCUUGGC